CUUGAUUAUGACCUUAAUACGAUACUGCAUUUAGCCGUAAAGGCUGGUAAAAUCGAAUAUGUUAGACUAUUCUUGGAAAUCGAUCCCUCGGCGUCUCGUGCUAUUAAUAAAAUCAAUAAUUCAAGAGAGUCGCCUCUUUGCAUUGCAGUUCAAAAUUCAAACCUACAUAUUACAGAGUUAUUGCUCAAGAAUGGUGCACACGUUCAGAUCACAUUGGAAGACUGUGAAAAUUAUUUAAAAGCAACUAGUUAUCCAAUUUAUCCAAGUAACCCGGUUAAUGUUCUUGAACGUGUAGAGCAACCAAUAAAACGCGGCUUGAACAAUGGUUUAUAUCGAAUUCUUGUGGAAGCUGGAGCCGAUGUAAAUACCUACUAUGACAACACAAAUACACGUACUAUUCGUGAUCACAUGCAAAGCAAAAUAAAAGCUAGCGUAGAGGAAUUACAAAAGUUCAAUCCAGCAGUUUCUAAAACAAAAGUAAUUGAUCUAGACGAAUUGUUGGAUAAUGAACGAAUGAAGCACUCGACAAAUUCUUAUGUUGGCCAUUUGCUGUCUUUAGCGACUGGAUCGGAUCUUAACACUUUUAUAAGAUGCUUUUAUCCACAAAUUCCUUCCGAUAUUGAAUUAAAAUAUCGUGAAAUCCCCAACUUUUAUAAUAAAGUCAAACCCGAGUCCGAAAACGAAAAACAGGAACGCCGAGCUAAAUUAGAACGCGAAUUGGAUGAUCAAAAAGA
Molecule: messenger RNA, 734 nt
Organism: Ambispora leptoticha
Lineage: Eukaryota; Fungi; Glomeromycota; Glomeromycetes; Archaeosporales; Ambisporaceae
Source: the annotation of a GenBank genome assembly